Molecule: messenger RNA, 727 nt
Organism: Ochotona curzoniae (black-lipped pika)
Lineage: Eukaryota; Metazoa; Chordata; Mammalia; Lagomorpha; Ochotonidae
Gene: DNAJB8
Product: DnaJ heat shock protein family (Hsp40) member B8
Exons: 1
Coding region: 3-704 (233 amino acids)
Biological process (GO): protein refolding; positive regulation of proteasomal ubiquitin-dependent protein catabolic process
Cellular component (GO): cytosol; endoplasmic reticulum membrane
Molecular function (GO): Hsp70 protein binding; ATPase activator activity
Source: RefSeq, a predicted model, not a curated record
ACAUGGCCAACUACUACGAGGUGCUGGGUGUGCAGGCGAGCGCCUCCCCCGAGGACAUCAAGAAGGCCUACCGCAAGCUGGCCUUGCGCUGGCACCCCGACAAGAACCCCGACAAUAAGGAAGAGGCUGAGAAGAAGUUUAAGCAGGUGUCCGAGGCCUACGAGGUGCUGUCCGACUCCAAGAAGCGCUCUGUGUACGACCGCGCGGGCUGUGACAGCUGGCGGGCUGGCGGCGGCGGGGCCGGCACCCCUUAUAGCAGCCCCUUCGACACGGGCUACACCUUCCGCAACCCCGAGGACAUCUUCCGCGAGUUCUUCGGCGGCCUGGAUCCCUUCUCCUUUGACUUCUGGGAUAACCCGUUCAGCAGCGAGCGCGGUGGCCGUGGCCAUGGCCUGCGAGGGGCCUUCUCGGCUGGCUUCGGUGAGUUCCCUGCCUUCAUGGAGGCCUUCUCGUCCUUCGACGCCCUGGGCCGCGGUGGGGGCAGCCGUACCACCUUCUCUUCCACCUCCUUCGGCGGCUCCGGCUCAGGGGGCUCGGGCUUCAAGUCGGUCAUGUCGUCCACGGAGAUGAUCAACGGCCACAAGGUCACCACCAAGCGCAUUGUGGAGAAUGGACAGGAGCGUGUGGAGGUGGAGGAAGACGGGCAGCUCAGGUCGGUCACCGUCAACGGCAAGGAGCAGCUCAAACGUGUGGAUGGCAAGUGAGUGCCGGCUGCCCCCCGGCCAGC